GUUACCUGGGGGAGGGGAUGGGUUGCAUGGGGGCGCGAGAGAGAGAGAUAUCUUGUUCCAUUUGAGUUGUUGAAGACUUGUUCAUAUUCAACUCAAGCUAGAGCCCCUUCAAACACUUGGGACAGAAGGAAUAUAUAUGUAUAUAUGAGUUGUCCCGAGAAUGCGACACUAUUGUAGUUCUUCUCUUAAAUUGGAAACUACCGUGUAAAUGGAACGCGGCUAUGUGUUGACAACGUGUCUUCUGCUACUAGUUGAUUUUACAUCAGCAGUUGUACAUGUAAGAGCAACUCAAGCUGGAGCCCCUUCAACACUUGGGACAGAAGGAAUAUAUAUCUACAUGAGUUAUCUUGAGAAUGCAACAUCUAGUGUAGUUCUUCUCUUAAAAUGGAAAUUACCGCGUAAAUGGAACGCGGUUAUGUGAUGACGACUUGUCUUCUGCUACUACUUGCUCUUACAUAAGUAGCUAUACAUGUUGAAUUGAUUUCGAGGAAGCUGCUCCUGUACGCGCAGUGGACUUAUAGAAACCAUUUUCAGAAUAGUGAUCAGAGAAGAUAGUACGAAAUAAGGAGCAGACUGAAGCUCGAUAUUUCAAAGAGGAAGGACCCGACAGAAGUAGUUCGCUGGAGCAGGUAAAUGAUACCAGAAACACUGUCUUAGGUCCAACCCCUCUCAUGUGAUGAAGCGUGUUACAACUUGGCCAUGUUCUGAAUUAUCCAAUUUAGGCAAUGAUCAGAGGUUUUGGUGAGAUAGAGAGUGGUUGAUUCUGCCCCUUAAGCUUUCCUAUAUAUAACAAAUGAAUCCCUUCUUUGCUGUUCAAACUCAACGGCUUCUUGUUCUCUGCACAUUCACUCCAUUGUAGAAGAAGGUAGAAUCAAUGGCUCUUUCCAAGUUUACUCUUUGCCUUGGGGCAAUAGCUCUCCUUUCCUCGACCCUGUGCUUCGCUCACCCUGGGUUUGGGUUCGGCUUUGGUUGGGGAGGUGGGUCUGGUGGAAGCACUGGAGGAGGAGGAGGAUAUUCCAGUCUCUUCCCUCAGUUCUAUCAGUUCACAUGCCCCCAGGUCGAUGAGAUCAUCCUGUCGGUGCUGGAGCCUACAAUUGCCAGGAACCCGAGGAUGGCCGCCUCCUUGCUCAGGCUUCACUUCCAUGACUGUUUUGCACAGGGAUGCGAUGCAUCCGUGCUACUGGAUAACGGCGCCAGCAUAGUGAGUGAGAAGAGGUCAUUCCCCAACAUAAACUCUCUCCGAGGUUUUGAAGUGAUUGAUGAAAUAAAGGAGAAGUUGGAGGAAGCAUGUCCUGGGGUCGUGUCCUGUGCGGACGUUGUUGCGCUCGCUGCCCGUGGAUCUGUCAUGCUAAGUGGUGGACCGAACUGGGAGCUUCCUCUCGGAAGGAGGGAUUCCAAGACAGCAAGCGUCAGCCUCUCCAACAACAACAUUCCCCCACCAAACUCAACCAUCCAAAACCUCAUCACACUUUUCCAACGCCAGGGCCUCAAUGAAGUCGACCUCGUUGCCCUCUCAGGUGGCCACACGAUCGGGGUCGCCCGCUGCUUCACAUUCAAGCAGAGGCUGUACAACCAAAACGGGAACAACCAACCUGAUGAAACCCUGGAGAGGACAUACUCCAACGAGCUCCGGUCCAUGUGCCCCCCCUCUGGUGGUGACAACAACAUCACCCCUCUCGAUCUUGCCUCUCCGGCAAGGUUCGACAACGCCUACUUCAAGCUCAUCCUGUGGGGCAAGGGCCUCCUCACCUCCGACGAGGUCCUCUUGACGGGCAGAGUUCGGAAGACGAUGGAGCUCGUGAAGGCAUACGCAGAUGACGAAGCCCUGUUCUUCGAACAGUUUGCCAAGUCAAUGGUGAAGAUGGGAAAUCUCGGGCCCCUCACCGGAUCAAACGGAGAAGUGCGGAAGAACUGCCGAAGGGUUAAUUAAAUAAAAACUUGAUUUAGAAGAAUAAAAGGUUUUCUCUUACGUAGGUGAAUUAAGGACCAUGUGAAUGUCUGGGUUUCGAGGCUGCUAAGUGUGUUCGUGUGUUCUUUUCUUGUUCAGCUUGUUGUUCACUGAAAGUGGUGCAGAUAUAUAUAUUUAUUUACGUUCUAA
Messenger RNA from Punica granatum (pomegranate), 2098 nucleotides. NCBI's taxonomy places the organism in Eukaryota, Viridiplantae, Streptophyta, Magnoliopsida, Myrtales, Lythraceae. The record is from RefSeq and is a predicted model, not a curated record.